Messenger RNA from Zonotrichia leucophrys gambelii, 2643 nucleotides. Its product is annotated as glycogen phosphorylase, muscle form-like. Gene Ontology annotation, molecular function: pyridoxal phosphate binding; glycogen phosphorylase activity. Lineage: Eukaryota; Metazoa; Chordata; Aves; Passeriformes; Passerellidae. Gene Ontology annotation, cellular component: cytoplasm. Gene Ontology annotation, biological process: glycogen catabolic process. Bases 226 to 2643 code for a protein of 805 amino acids. The record is from RefSeq and is a predicted model, not a curated record. The transcript has 19 exons.
CGGACCCCUCCAAAAUCCAGAGGCCUCCAGGACCCCUCCCCAAAAUUCGGAGCCCCCAAAAUUCGGAGCCGUCCGCACCCCUCCAAAACCCGGAAUCCUCUGGAUCUCCCCCAGCCCGGAUUCCUGCAGAGCCCCCAAACCCGAAUUCCUGCGGACCCCUCGGAUCCCCCCACCCCUUAAAGCCCCCCUGACUCUCCAGAGACCCCCACCCCGAUUUGUGUCGCCAUGUCGCGACCGCUGACGGACGCGGACCGGCGGCGGCAGAUCAGCGUGCGGGGCCUGGCGGGGCCCGAGAACGUGGGCGAGCUCAAGAAAAACUUCAACCGGCACCUGCACUUCACCCUCGUCAAGGAUCGCAAUGUCGCGACAUCCCGCGACUACUACAUGGCGCUGGCGCACACCGUGCGCGACCACCUGGUGGGGCGCUGGCUGCGGACACAGCAGUACUACUACGAGAAAGACCCCAAGCGCAUCUAUUACCUGUCCCUGGAGUUCUACAUGGGGCGCACCCUGACCAACACCAUGGUGAAUUUGGGGCUCCAGAGCGGCUGCGACGAGGCGCUCUACCAGCUCGGGCUGGACAUGGAGGAGCUGCAGGAGAUCGAGGAGGACGCGGGGCUGGGCAAUGGCGGCCUGGGGCGGCUGGCAGCGUGUUUCCUGGACUCCAUGGCCACGCUGGGUCUCGCCGCCUACGGUUACGGGAUCCGCUACGAGUUCGGCAUCUUCAACCAGCGCAUCGCGGGGGGCUGGCAGGUGGAGGAGGCCGAUGAUUGGCUGCGCUACGGGAACCCCUGGGAGAAGGCGCGGCCCGAGUACACGAUCCCGGUGCGCUUCUACGGGCGCGUGGAGCACGGGCCCGAGGGGGCGCGGUGGGUGGACACGCAGGUGGUGCUGGCCCUGCCCUAUGACACGCCCGUGCCCGGGUACCGCAACAACACGGUGAACACGCUGCGCCUGUGGUCAGCGCGCGCCCCCAACGACUUCAACCUCAAGGACUUCAAUGUCGGGGGGUACGUCCAGGCCGUGCUGGACCGAAACCUGGCCGAGAACAUCUCCAGAGUGCUGUACCCCAAUGACAACGUGAGAAAUUGGGGGGUCCUGGGGGAGUCUGGGGGAGUCUGGGGGGGUCUGGGGGUCCUGAAGGAGUUUGGGGGGGUUUGGGGGCUCUGGGACCCCCGAAACCUGGCCGAGAACAUCUCCCGAGUGCUGUACCCCAAUGGCAACGUGGCGAUCCAGCUGAACGACACCCACCCCUCGCUGGCCAUCCCCGAGCUGAUGCGGAUCCUGCUGGACGAGGAGCACCUGGGGUGGGACCAGGCGUGGGACAUCACGGUGCGCACCUGCGCCUACACCAACCACACGGUGCUGCCCGAGGCGCUGGAGCGCUGGCCCGUUCACCUGCUGGAGUCGCUGCUGCCGCGGCACCUGCAGCUCAUCUACGAGAUCAACCAGCGCUUCCUCGACCGCGUGUACGCGCAGUUCCCGGGGGACCUGGAGCGGCUCCGCCGGAUGUCGCUGGUGGAGGAGGGCGCCGUGAAGCGAAUCAACAUGGCGCACCUGUGCAUCGUGGGCGCGCACGCCGUCAACGGCGUGGCCGAGAUCCACUCGCAGAUCCUCAAGGACAGCGUGUUUAAGGAUUUCUAUGAGCUGGAGCCGCACAAGUUCCAGAACAAAACCAACGGCAUCACCCCGAGGCGCUGGCUGGUGAUGUGCAACCCCGGGCUGGCCGAGGUCAUCGCGCAGCGCAUCGGGGAGGAUUUCGUGUCCGACCUGGACCAGCUGCAGCGGCUCCGCGACUUCGUGGACGACGAGAGCUUCAUCCGGGACGUGGCCAACGUCAAACAGGUCAUCACCCUCUACAACUGGAUCAAGAAGGACCCCGGGAAACCUUUCGUGCCCCGAACCAUCAUGAUCGGGGUGUCUGUUGGGGUCCACGUGGUCCCACCGAGGUCCACUGGGCACAGCAUGAUCAUCAGGCUGGUGACGGCCAUCGGGGACGUGGUCAACCACGACCCGGCCGUGGGCGACCGCCUGCGGGUGCUGUUCCUGGAGAAUUACCGUGUGUCGCUGGCCGAGAAGGUGAUCCCGGCCGCAGACCUGUCGGAGCAGAUCUCCACGGCGGGCACCGAGGCCUCGGGCACCGGGAACAUGAAGUUCAUGCUGAACGGGGCGCUGACCAUCGGCACCAUGGACGGCGCCAACGUGGAGAUGGCCGAGGAGGCCGGGGAGCAGAACCUGUUCAUCUUCGGCAUGAGGGUGCCGGACGUGGAGGCGCUGGACAGGAAGGGGUACCGGGCCCAGGAGUUCUAUGACCGCCUGCCCGAGCUCCGCCAGGCCGUGGACCAGCUCAGCUCCGGCUUCUUCAGCCCCCGGCAGCCCGACCUGUUCCGCGACAUCGUCAACAUGCUGAUGAACCACGACAGGUUUAAGGUGUUCGCGGAUUACGAGGCCUACGUGAAGUGCCAGGAGAAAGUCAGCGCCCUCUACAAGAACCAGCGGGAGUGGACCCGGACCGUGAUCCGGAACGUGGCGGCCGCGGGGAAAUUCUCGAGCGACCGCACGAUCGCUCAGUACGCGCGGGAGAUCUGGGGCUGCGAGCCGAGCCGGCAGCGCAUCCCCGCGCCCGACGAUCCCCGGGAAUAA